Molecule: messenger RNA, 2002 nt
Organism: Ziziphus jujuba (common jujube)
Lineage: Eukaryota; Viridiplantae; Streptophyta; Magnoliopsida; Rosales; Rhamnaceae
Exons: 7
Coding region: 538-1521 (327 amino acids)
Source: RefSeq, a predicted model, not a curated record
ACGCUAGCACUCGCACAAGGCAGGAAAAAAAAAAAAAAAAAAAAAAAAACACUCGACUCCACCACCACCCCUACCAACAAUCAAGGAAUCAUCGAAAAUAAUCGGCCGAUCCUCUAAUAAUUCUCACCAGGCUAUAGGCAAAUUUCCACAAUUAUCAAAGUACACCCUCUAAUUUUGGUAUAUUUAUUCUUUUUAACUCUAAUCCUCCUCCUAAUUGUAGAAGCCAAGCCAGCUUAGUGCAAAUCGUCUCGUCGACAACAAAAAAGGAAAAAAAUCCCCACACACAGCAAAAUAAAAGUAAGGGAAAAGCCGAAAACACUUUCACCUUCUGUUUUUGGAAAGCAGAAGCGAUAACGGCUGGUGUCGGGUGUUUUUAAGUAGAAGCUAAGUCUGUCUUGGGUUUGUUGUGAUCUACGUGGUGGCCGAUCUGAUAAGAGGAACGAAGAGUUAAGUGUUUGUGUGUGUGUGUGUGUGUGAGAGAGAGAGAGGGUUUUGAGGGAUAUGGCGGGAUGAAGGUGAAGGAGAAAGGAGAAGAAGAUGGCGAGGGUAGAAUGGGGAAAUCAAGGGAGAGGGAAAUGGGGAUGUUCGUACAAGAGGACCACUCUCAUCGUUUGCUCCAUUAACAUUGUUGUUGCUCUUUACGUUCUGCGCUCCCUCUACGCUUCUUUAUACGUCUACUCCGAUAACGAUUCGCGUGCCGUUGUUAAGUACACCCCAGAUCAGAUUAGGAAAAUGGAAGAAUCAGUUCGGAUUCGUAGAGCAGCCGAACCAGUAGAGCUUGCUAAAUUGGUGAAGAAGCUCGAAAACGAGUUUUCCAGAGACGUAACAGUGAUUGAAUUGCAGCAGCAUGUCAAACAGAAAAUAAUGGAUGAGAUUAUUCAGAGGUUGAAAACCUUGAGUGCCAAUGCUAAUAUCAGUGAGCAGAGAGAAGCUGUUGAAAACUGGCGCAAGGAAAAACUAAAUGAAACUAAGCGGUUAACCGUUGGGAAAGGGACUUUUGAUUCCAUUGAGCAUGAGGAAGCAGAGGUGCUGAUAAGAGCUCUGGAGUCCAAUUGGGCAGUGCUGUCAGAAGAGAUUGGCCUUUGGAUACCACCUGAAAUUAAUAAUACAGAACAUGAUGAUAAACCUGACGGUGAAGAGGAAAUAGAGGAUCAAAUUUUGCCUGGCAGGCCACUUCCACCCGAAUGCCAUACUGAACUUCAUACAGAUUAUGCUGGUGCUGCUGUUAAAUGGGGGCUUAGCCACCACAAAGAGAGUGCAGCAGACUGCUGUCAGGCUUGUUUGGAUCAGGCUCGACAUGCAAAGCCAGGUGAAAGGAAAUGUAAUAUAUGGGUUUAUUGCCCAUCUGAGACAGGGUGCCACUCCCCAGAUAUCUAUCAACAUAAACAUCAAGAGUGCUGGCUCAAAUAUGAUGAAAAGCCAAGACGGAAUUUCAAGGACAAGUAUCCAGACUCAUACAGAAACUCCCAUCCGACUGCACCAUUGGUUGUUCCAUGGGUCUCAGGUGUUGUCAGUGGGUAAUUGAGUUUUAGCCAACAAAUUGGGAACAUUUUCCCACUGCAAACUCUAUCAGGUUGCGGAACUAUUACACAACACGCAGGAAGCUAACUCCACUGGAAUAUGUAUCAUUCUCCUUGGGUUCAUUAACAUGUUUUCUUUUUCAUUAUAGACACAGGGAGAUUCUUUUUUUUCUGUUUUUUGGUUCACAUUUUUUUUUUCUUUUUUCGGAAAAAUAGAUAUAGAGAGGGGGUUUGUGGCGGGGGAGGAGGAAGUGAGUCGUAAGACUAAGCAUCCAUGUUUGUUUGAUUGACAAGGCAAAGUAAUUUUCUGCAAUGCGGGUAUGGCAUGGCGGCCAUUCGUUACUUGGAAGGGAAAAAGCAUUUUGUCCGUUGAUUAUUGUUGGGUCAAAAUUUGUUCAUUAUAAGGGUGUGUUUGAAUUCUUGAGCACUUUAAUGCUCUCUCAAAUGAAUUUCAAUGGUUAUUGUCACUGCAUUUUUCACCA